UUUUGGCGUGCAUUUGAAUCAGUGUGUUUCGUUAUAAAAGGGACACUAAAAGUAAAGCAUUUUCACCCAGAAUCGCUGCUAAAUUAUUAAAGACAGUAGUAUAAAACUGUGUACUUUAAUCUAUAUUGAUGUCAACAGUAGAUCAAAGUUCUCCUCCAAGUAAACGAAUUCGACUAAACCCGUCCUUUGAACAAUUAAACGGAAGUUCUUUUGAAACAUACAACGAUCAAAAAUCAUUUUCUAAAGAUAUUACAAUGAUGGCAGAUAAUGAACAAGAAAUCGACGAGGGACUAUAUUCUCGACAAUUAUAUGUUUUGGGUCACGAUGCUAUGAAAAAGAUGGGAGUAUCUAAUAUUCUUAUAUGUGGAUUAAAAGGACUUGGAGUUGAAAUUGCCAAAAAUGUUAUUCUAGCUGGUGUAAAGUCAGUUACCUUAUAUGAUCCUGAACCUUGUCAUUUGGAGGAUUUAUCUUCACAGUUUUAUCUGACCGAACUUGAUGUUGGAAAAAAUAGAGCAGAAGCAACCGUGACUAAACUUGCAGAGCUGAAUAGUUAUGUGCCAGUGUCUGUUUAUGAUGGUGAGCUUACAAAUGAUUUUCUCAGUAAAUUUCAGUGUGUUGUAUUGACAAAUUCAUCGCUGUCUGAGCAAUUUCAAAUAAGUGAUUUUACACAUCGUAACAACCAAAAGUUAAUUAUUGCUGAUACAAAAGGACUUUUUGGUGUUUUGUUUUGUGAUUUCGGCAACAAUUUUAUUGUUACUGACAAUAAUGGCGAACAAGUGAUUAGCAAUAUGAUUGCAUCUAUAACAAAAGAUUCUGAAGGAGUGGUUACUUGUUUAGAAGAAACAAGACAUGGUUUUGAAGAUGGUGAUUAUGUAACUUUUACUGAGGUUGAAGGCAUGACAGAGUUAAAUGGUUGUGUUCCACUUAAGAUCAAAAUUCUUGGCCCUUAUACAUUUAGUAUUGGUGAUACUACACAUUUAUCACCUUACGAACGUGGUGGUAUUGUUUCUCAAGUGAAAAUGCCUGUAACAGUAAAUUUUAAAAGUCUCAGGGAAUCAAUAAAGAAUCCAGAAUAUCUUGUAACAGAUUAUGCAAAAUUUGACAGAUCUUCACAACUUCACUUGGCAUUUCAAGCUCUUCACGAAUAUAAAGAAUUAACAGGUCUUCUGCCCAAACCAAGAAAUAAGGUAGAUAUAUCUAGAUUCUUAGAAGUUGCAAAGGAAGUUAAUGACAAAGUAGAUGCUAAAGUAGAACAGAUUGAUGAACAAUUAUUAAGUGAGUUUGCAUCCCAGGCUGCUGGAGAUAUAUGUCCUAUGCAAGCAGUAAUUGGGGGAAUGGCUGCACAAGAAGUCAUGAAGGCUUGUUCUGGAAAAUUUAUGCCAAUAAAACAAUGGCUGUAUUUUGAUAGUUUGGAAAGUCUGCCAGAAGAUAAGUCAUUGCUUACUGAAGAAAACUGUUCUCCAGCUAACGCACGUUAUGAUGCACAAGUUGCUGUGUUUGGUAAAGAUUUUCAACAAAAGCUUAAAUCUAGCAAAUAUUUUGUGGUAGGGGCUGGUGCAAUUGGUUGUGAAAUGUUAAAAAACUUUUCUAUGAUGGGAGUUGGAUGUGGUAGCGAAGGAUUAGUAUAUGUCACUGAUAUGGAUCUCAUUGAGAAGUCUAAUCUUAAUCGUCAGUUUCUUUUUAGAUCUCAUGAUGUCCAGAAAAUGAAAUCUGAAAUUGCAGCACUAGCUGUUAAAGAGAUGAAUCGUGAUAUUAACAUUAUAGCACAUCAAAAUCGUGUGGGUCCUGAUACAGAAAAUAUUUACAAUGAUGACUUUUUUGAGGCGUUAGAUGGUGUUUGUAAUGCACUUGAUAAUAUUGACGCAAGAAUGUACAUGGACAGGAGAUGUGUGUUUUACAAAAAACCUCUUCUUGAGUCAGGAACGCUUGGUACAAAAGGUAACACUCAGGUUGUUUUACCAGAUAUAACUGAAUCUUACAGCUCAUCUCAAGAUCCUCCUGAAAAAUCAAUUCCUAUAUGUACAUUAAAAAAUUUUCCAAAUGCAAUUGAACAUACACUUCAGUGGGCACGUGAUUCUUUUGAAGGUUUAUUUGCCCAGCCUGCAGAGACAGUAAAUCAGUAUAUCAAUGAUCCUAAGUUUAUGGAAAGAACUUUAAAGCUUCAAGGAAUGCAGUUGCUGGAAACACUUGAAACACUUAUAAAAUCAAUAAAAAAGAAACCAAAUGGAUUUGAGGACUGUGUAUGUUCGGCUAGAAUUUUGUUCGAAGAAUAUUUUCAUAAUCAAAUUGUUCAAUUAUUAUUCAAUUUUCCUCCUGACCAAACAACUUCUUCUGGAGCUCCAUUUUGGUCAGGUCCAAAACGAUGUCCAUCUCCUAUAAAAUUUGAUUUUUCUGUCGAUUUGCACCUUGAUUUUGUCAUUGCAGCAGCAAAUUUGUUUGCAUAUAACUAUGGGAUAAAAGGCUCAGUUGAUAGAAGCUACAUUCAAAGUCUAGUUAAAAAUGUUAUUGUGCCUGAAUUUGUGCCUAAAUCAGGUGUAAAGAUUUCAGUUACAGAAGCAGAGGCAGCUAAUGCAGGUGUUGAUGUUGAUGAGCAAAAGGUUGAAUCAAUCAAAUUAGCUUUACCACCACCAAAUGAUUUGAGAGGACAUUUAAAAAUGUAUCCUGCUGAAUUUGAAAAAGAUGAUGAUACAAACUUUCAUAUUGAUUUUAUUGUUGCAUGUUCUAAUCUACGAGCAACUAACUACAAAAUAUCCACUGCAGACAGGCACAAAAGUAAACUUAUUGCUGGCAAAAUAAUACCAGCUAUUGCAACUACAACUUCAGUUGUUACUGGUUUAGUUUGUUUAGAGUUAUAUAAAGUAAUUAAUGGUAAUAAAAAGAUAGAAUCAUACAAGAAUGGCUUUGUCAAUUUAGCCCUUCCGUUUUUUGCAUUUUCUGAACCCAUGGCUGCCCCAAAAAUGAAAUACAAUGAUCAAGUAUUUACAUUGUGGGACAGCUUUUUAAUUGAUGGUACAAUGGAAGAUGGUUCAGAAAUGAAUCUUCAACAACUUAUGGAUUAUUUUAUGAAACUUGGUCUUGAAAUUACAAUGAUUUCACAAGGGGUUUCGAUGAUAUACUCAUUUUUCUUGGCAGCUGAUAAAAGAAAAGAGAGAUUGACUUCACCCAUUUCACAAACUGUAGAAAAGAUCUCUAAAAAGAAAAUUAAGCCUCAUGUAAAAAUACUUGUCCUUGAACUUUGUUGUAAUGAUGCAGAAGGAGAGGAUGUUGAAGUCCCUUAUGUCAAGUAUAAGCUUCCCCAAAGAAAAUAAAAAUAAUAAUUAAUAAGUUUGAGGUUUCUUACAUAAAGUAUAUAUUUCUCCGUAGAUAUAUUAUAUUAUUUAUAUCAAUGAUGCUUAGUAAUUCAAAAAAGUAAAAGUUUUUAACUUUCAUAUGUUUUUUUUUUUUUUUUCUUUUUCUUUUUUUUUUUUUUCUUCUUUUUUUAGAUUUAAGUAGCUGUUUUAGCAUCUUUGUUGUGUAUAUUACAUUUAGUUAUAUAUUUAAUAGUAAUAAAGUAUAACAUUUUUACUAUGUCUAUUGUGUUGUAAAUUGUUUGCAUUCUUAAAAGAAAAUUGUUUUUUUUUUUUUACUUUCAUGUAAUAGGAACUAUGUUAGAAGAACUGUUUAAAGAAAA
Messenger RNA from Hydra vulgaris (swiftwater hydra), 3670 nucleotides. RefSeq names its product ubiquitin-like modifier-activating enzyme 1. Lineage: Eukaryota; Metazoa; Cnidaria; Hydrozoa; Anthoathecata; Hydridae. The record is from RefSeq and is a predicted model, not a curated record. Gene Ontology annotation, molecular function: ubiquitin activating enzyme activity. Gene Ontology annotation, biological process: DNA damage response; protein ubiquitination; ubiquitin-dependent protein catabolic process. Gene Ontology annotation, cellular component: nucleus; cytoplasm.